AAUAGAAUCAACAACAUUAAUUGCAUUUCCAGUACAUCUCCUAAUGGCCACGCAGUUUCAAGUGCUCUUCAACAAUUCAACUGAGGAUCUGUUGAAUUCACCUACAAAAGUUGGUUAUUCAUAUUCAACUCCUACUCACCAGGGAAGUUGUUGGAGACGGUCAGCGGCGUGCUUUAGCGCUGCAACUUCUUGACCUGGUACGUGACUUUGUUCUGAUGUCAGGGAGGUCCAUUGCUGGCGCCGGAGAUGUCAUGAAGAAAGACUGCACCGAUCUCAUUCGUCGGAUUGCUCUCCUGAUUCAUCUGGCGGAGGAGAUCACAAACUUUUGUAGUGGCAGCGGGGAGAAUUUUGAGGCAUUGAAUGAUGAUGGGUCUUCUUCAUCAUCUUCUUCGUUGGAUUGCCUUUCGGAAGUGGUCGGAGCAAUUCAGGCAGCAAAGCGGCUUCUGUACAUGGCUUUGACUUUCUCUGUAUACGACGAGGAAGGUUGUGGUGCGACUUCGACGGAGGAAGCUACCAAAAAAUUGGUUCUACAAUUUCAAUACGUGACAACAAGAUUGGAAACUGCACUUUCAAAUCUGCCGUACGACCACUUUUGUGUCUCAGACGAAGUACAAGAACAGGUUGAUUUGGUUAGAGCUCAAUUGAGGAGAGCAUCAAACAAGUAUGAAUCUAUGUCUAACCCUGCAGAAAAGAAGCUUCAAACUCGAGGUUCUGUAAAAUGGAUGAUCAAUAAUGAUGUCAAGAGUAUUUCUAGUGUUGAUGAUGGAGAUGUAGAGUCUCAGCAUCAUCCUCGGAACUGCAAUUAUCCGACUAGUUUCGAUUCGGUGAAUUCUUGUUUUGAUGAGAGUUCAAGUGUUGUUCAUUCUGAUAUGGAAGAUGUUCUAGCCAGCAAGAGCCAAGAUGAGGUUAGGAAGCCUAUUGAAGUUGACAUUCCUGAAAACUUCUUGUGCCCCAUUUCCUUUGAGUUGAUGUUGGAUCCCGUCAUCUGCUCGACCGGACAGACAUAUGAAAGAUCCAACGUACAAAAUUGGAUAGACAGAGGAAAUAGAACAUGUCCAAAAACUCAGGAGCAGCUCCAAACUCUGAUCCUCACUCCAAAUUUUCUAAUGAGAAAACUGAUAGCUGAAUGGUGUGAAGAGCACAAUGUGAAGCUAGAGGAAGGAUUAACCAGCAGGAAAUUUAAGAAGUAUAGAUCCUUCGAAGACGACUGCCGAAGGACUCUGCCGAUAAAAACUCUCGUUCGACACCUUUCAUUCGGGUCAAUUCAGGAGCAGAAAAUAGCUGUAACCGAGAUUCGAAAACUAUCGAAAAGCAGCUCAGAUCAUAGAGUUGAAAUAGCAGAAGCAGGAGCAAUCCCACAGCUGGUUAACCUUUUAACUUCAGAAGAUAUUGUAACACAAGAGAAUGCAAUGUCUUGCAUUCUCAACCUUUCACUUCAUGAGCAAAACAAGAGACUUGUUAUGCUUUCUGGUGCUGUUUCUUACAUUUCCAAAGUCCUCAAAGUUGGGAGCAUGGAAGGGAGAGAGUGUGCUGCUGCGACGAUUUACAGCUUGUCGUUAGCCGAUGAGAACAAGGCAAUAAUCGGGGCUUCAGGUGUGAUACCGGACCUGUUAGAAAUUCUCGAGAUCGGUAGCCCGAGAGGGCAGAAAGAUGCUGCAGGAGCUCUAUUGAAUUUGUGUAUGUACCAAGGGAACAAGGGCAGGGCUUUGAAGGCUGGGAUUGUCAGACCAUUGUUGAAAAUACUCUCUGAUCCAAAUGGAUCUUUGGUUGAUGAUGCUCUCUAUAUAAUGUCAGUUCUUUGCGGCCACCCAGAAGCGAAAGCUGCAAUGGCGAAUGCGAAUACGCUGCUCGUAUUGACCGAUGUUCUGAAGAUGGGAUCCUCUCGCAGCAAGGAAAAUGCAGCUGCAGUUCUGCUUGCAUUGUGCAAGGGAGAUUGGGAGAAGCUGGAAUGGUUAACUAGGCUUGGCGCAAUGGCGUCGUUGAUGAAACUUGCGGAGAACGGCACGGGGAGAGCGAGGCGGAAGGCUGCUUCAUUGUUGGAACAACUCAGAAAGUCAUGAACAAGAUUCAAAUCAGUUUCUGCUGUGCUCUGAGAGCCUCAGUUCUUCUAUGGCCUUCUUUUUCUUUUUGACAUUUACAUAAAAAACAAUGUGAAUAGUUUUAUUUUUCUUUUGAGUUUAUCAUAUUCAAGUCUGUUUUUGCUAGUUUAUGCAUUUUUUUUGUCUCAA
This is a messenger RNA of Benincasa hispida (wax gourd), 2228 nucleotides long. RefSeq names its product U-box domain-containing protein 11-like. Gene Ontology annotation, molecular function: ubiquitin-protein transferase activity; protein binding. Gene Ontology annotation, biological process: protein ubiquitination. The record is from RefSeq and is a predicted model, not a curated record. NCBI's taxonomy places the organism in Eukaryota, Viridiplantae, Streptophyta, Magnoliopsida, Cucurbitales, Cucurbitaceae.